UUGACAACGGUAACAACUGCAGAUGGCGCCUAAACCGCUGCCAAUCUCCUCUUCCUCCUCACCUCUUUCUACAUCAUUAUUCCCUUUCCGUCACCACUUGGUCGUAAACCCCAAUCCUAGCCUUUUAAAAUUCCCGCCUCCCAAGCCCACAUUUUUCGUUACUAUCUGCAAAUUUGGAAUGGAGUCCCAAUUCCAAACUCGCCGCCAAGAACCAAAUCCCUCAAGCUCUCAAAUGCACAAUUACCCGGAUACGGAACCGGAACCCCAUGGUUCCGGAGCGGCUGCGCCCACCCGAGGAGAGAGAUUUCUUGAGCGCCACCAGUCUCUGUCUGCUUCUACCAUGCUUCUCCCUGAAUCCAAAAAGAAGAAGAAGAAGAAAAAGGAUAAAGAUAAGGUUUCCAAGGUUUCUUCGGUGCUCCCCAGCUGCUAUGGCUGCGGAGCUCCUCUGCAGACCUCAGAAACGGAUGCUCCGGGUUAUGUUGACCCGGAUACUUACGAGUUGAAGAAGAAGCAUCGUCAACUAAGAACUGUUCUUUGUGGGAGGUGCCGCCUUUUGUCCCAUGGCCACAUGAUUACAGCUGUUGGUGGCAAUGGAGGUUAUUCUGGAGGGGAACAGUUUAUCUCAGCUGAGGAGCUUCGGGAAAAGCUCUCUCACUUGCGGAAUGAGAAAGCUUUGAUUAUUAAGUUGGUUGAUAUAGCAGAUUUCAAUGGCAGUUUUGUAGCACGUGUCAGAGAUCUUACUGGUGCAAAUCCGAUAAUAUUAGUGGUGACUAAGGUUGAUCUUCUUCCAAAAGGCACAGAUCUCAAUUGUGUUGGUGAUUGGGUUGUGGAGGCCACAGUGAAGAAGAAACUUAAUGUUCUGAGUGUUCAUUUAACAAGUUCAAAGUCUUUGGUUGGAAUUGCUGGAGUGGUCUCAGAAAUUCAGAAGGAGAAAAAGGGACGGGAUGUGUAUAUUCUGGGUUCAGCCAAUGUUGGAAAAUCUGCAUUCAUAAAUGCUCUAUUAAGAAUGCUGUCAUAUAAGGACCCAGUUGCUGCAGCUGCGAGAAAAUAUAAACCAAUUCAAUCUGCUGUCCCUGGGACCACUUUGGGUCCCAUUCAGAUUGAUGCUUUCCUAGGUGGAGGGAAAUUGUAUGACACACCUGGUGUCCAUCUUCACCACAGGCAAGCUGCUGUUGUUCAUGCAGAAGAUCUUCCUUCUCUUGCUCCCCAAAGUCAACUUAGAGGUCAGACUCUCCCUUCGAUCUCUAAUCCAGUUGGAUCAAAUGGUUUGAAUGGUUUCUCAAUAUUUUGGGGAGGACUUGUGAGGAUUGAUGUUAUUAAGGUUCUGCCUGAAACAUGUUUGACAUUUUAUGGACCCAAAGCACUGAAGCUUCAUAUUGUUGCUACCGAAGAAGCUGAUGAAUUCUAUAGGAAAGAGGUUGGAGGAUUGCUGAUACCUCCAUCCGGAAAACAGAAGGCAAAUGACUGGAUGGGACUUGAAACAAGACGCGAAUUGGAAAUAGAACAUGAAGAUGUUAACCGGCCUGCCUGUGAUGUGGCUAUAUCAGGGCUGGGAUGGAUAUCAGUUGAACCAUUUAAUAAGUCAAUCAGUACAGCUGACAAAGUCGUAGAGAAAAUUGGUGAGCAGUUAGUAUUGGCAGUCCACGUGCCUAAACCAGUUGAGAUUUUUGUUCGUUCUCCAAUUCCGGUAGGCAAAGCUGGAGCAGGAUGGUAUGAAUUCAGGGAAUUGACAGAGAAGGAAGAGGGAUUAAGACCAAAGUGGUAUUUUUGAGAUUAAUCAUGUUAAUUCAUGUAAAUAGUCUAGUUUACCCAAAAUGCAAGCCCUUCGGAUCGAAAUGGAAUAUGUCAAUAUCAUUCUUAGUUCUCCACCUACAAUAUAUAUCAUCGAGAACUGAUGCAAUGUAUACACGAUAGUUAAUUAUGGUUCAGCAGAAUGUAUUUGGCUAAACCAGUCAUUGUCAUGCGUAUCAAGAUGUAGUUAUCAAUUUCCUACUAUAUGUUAUGGUAUUCCGACCUCAUUAGUUCGUUAAA
Coffea eugenioides is the source of this 2031-nucleotide messenger RNA. RefSeq names its product putative nitric oxide synthase. Gene Ontology annotation, molecular function: GTP binding; GTPase activity. The record is from RefSeq and is a predicted model, not a curated record. Lineage: Eukaryota; Viridiplantae; Streptophyta; Magnoliopsida; Gentianales; Rubiaceae. The coding region runs from base 23 to 1771 and encodes 582 amino acids. The transcript has 13 exons.